CUCUCUAACAAUCGAUUCCUUUCUCUCUCCAAAAUCCCCAAUCUGCAAAUUUGAUUUCCUUAUCGGAAUCCGGCAAGUCGCCGAUACAGUCCGUCGACACCGCCGCCUCCGCAUUCCUUCUAUUAAUGAUUAAGUUCCUCCUCCUCAUCUAUGUUUCUACGUUUCGUUAACUACAUUUCUCAAGGGAGUAGAGAGUGGUUGGAUGUUGCUAGCUCGACGUGGCUACUUUGCGCACUUCUCCUUGCAGCGAUUGCAGUUAGUAGCUUCAGUGAACUUCCUCAACAAGGAAAUUCGUAAAAUUCAUCGAACUUACAAUGUAGGUGCUCUAGAGCAGUGUCUGGAUAUCAUAGACUCGAUAGAUGGAAAUAAGAUUGAAGGAGGGAAAUUGAAAACCGAGCUGUGUGAAAAUGAUGAAGUUUCGGAAUGUAGAAAUUUGAGCUUCUACGAGAAAACAGGAUCGUUUUAUGUUGGGAGGGAUUCACACAGGGAAGUAUUCACUAUUUCACGAGAGCUCGACAAGAUUGCUACUCUAGAGGAUGACGCCGUGUUUAAUAUUCUGCAGGCUUGCAUCGGUGCUAAAGUUUCUUUGCACUUUAUCCAACUGCUUCAUGCUAAGAUCAUCUGCUGUGGUUCAAGUAAAAUUCCUCAUGUUUGCAAUCCUCUGAUUGACUUAUACCUGAAGAAUGAAUGUGUAGAUUCUGCAGUUCGCGUAUUUAAACUUUUGCGUGCGAGGGAUAGUGUGUCUUGGGUUGCCAUGAUAUCAGGCUUGUCUCGUAAUUGUCAUGAAUUAGAGAGUAUUCAACUUUAUUGUGAGAUGCGAAGGAUAGGAGUAUAUCCAACUCCAUACGUUUUUUCAAGCAUAUUAAGUGCUUGCACUAAGAUAAGCUUGUAUAGAGUAGGUCAGCAACUUCAUGCUCUAGUAUGCAAGUGGGGGUUCUCGUCACAAGUAUAUGUGUGCAACUCUCUUCUUUCGCUUUAUUCUAGAUGUGGAUACAUAACAUCUGCUGAACUAGUUUUUAGUGAAAUGAAGCAAAGGGAUAAAGUUUCAUAUAACACUCUUAUAUCAGGGUUCUCUAUGCAAGGAUCAGUUGGUAAGUCCGUUGAAUUGUUUGAGAAAAUGCAGACUGAGUCCUUAAAACCAGAUAGUGUUACGGUUGCGAGUCUGCUGGGUAGCUGUGCUUCAAUGGGGAAUCUUUAUAAGGGAAUGCAAUUGCAUUCGUAUGCAAUCAAGGCUGGAAUAUGUGCGGAUAUCAUUAUCGAGGGUUCUCUGCUAGACCUUUAUGUAAAAUGUUCUGAUGUUAAAACAGCUCAUAAGCUCUUCCUUGCAAUGCAAACAGAUAAUGUGGUGCUAUGGAAUAUGAUGCUAGUGGCGUAUGGGCAGCUAGGAGAUCUCCAUGAGUCUUUUAACCUUUUUUCUUGUAUGCAAAUUAAGGGGUUGAAACCUAACCAAUACACAUACCCUAGCAUUUUAAGAACGUGCACUUCUGUCGGAGAACUUGAUCUAGGACAACAAGUUCAUACCCAGGCUAUAAAAACUGGAUUUCAGCCAAAUGUGUAUGUCUGUAGUGUGCUUAUAGAUAUGUACGCCAAAAAUGGUGAACUUGAAACUGCCUUGAAAAUUUUGAGAUGUCUUAAUGAAGAUGAUAUAGUUUCUUGGACAGCUAUGAUCUCCGGCUAUACUCAACAUGACAUGUUUGCUGAAGCUAUUAAACUUUUUGAGGAAAUGCAAGAACAAGGGAUUCAAUCAGAUAAUAUAGGAUUAGCAAGUGCUAUCAGUGCAUGUGCUGGAAUUCUAGCUCUAAAACAAGGACGUCAAAUUCAUAGUCAGUCUAUUGUCUCCGGCUUCUCUUCAGAUAUAUCAGUUGGAAAUGCACUUGUAUGUCUCUAUGCUAGAUGUGGUUGUAUACAAGAAGCACACUUGACAUUUGAGAAAAUGCAUUCUAGAGAUAACGUUACAUGGAAUGGUUUGAUAUCAGGAUUUUCACAGAGUGGAAACCACGAAGAAGCAAUGAAGGUCUUCACUCAUAUGACACAAGCUGGAGAGGAGGCUAAUAUGUACACCUAUGGCUCUGCUAUUAGUGCUGCUGCAAAUUUGGCACAUGUUAAACUAGGUAAGCAAAUUCACGGAAGGACAAUUCAUACAGGACAUAAUAGUGAGACUGAAGUGUGCAAUGUCUUAGUAACAUUGUAUGCAAAGUGUGGAUGCCUUAAUGAUGCCAAGAGGGUGUUUAUUGAGAUGCCUCAGAAGAAUGAAAUUUCAUGGAAUUCAAUGAUCACCGGUUAUUCUCAACAUGGACACGGUAGAAAAGCUAUUGAGCUCUUUGACGAUAUGAAUAUGCUCGAGCUGAAGCCAAAUCAUAUAACGUAUAUUGGAGUUUUGACUGCUUGUAGCCAUGUAGGAUUGGUGGAGGAGGGGCUUAGUUACUUCAAAUCCAUGAGUAAACAACAUGGUUUAAUACCUAAACAGGAACAUUAUGCCUGUGUGGUCGAUAUUCUUGGAAGGGCAGGUCAGCUCAGUCGUGCAAAAGCAUUUGUGCAGUCUAUGCCAAUCAAACCAGACGCUAUGAUCUGGAGGACCUUCUUAAGUGCUUGCACGGUCCACAAAAACAGAGAAUUUGGUGAAGUUGCAGCGAAGAAUCUCUUGGAGCUUGAACCUGACCAUUCUGCUACUUAUGUCCUCAUGUCAAACAUGUAUGCUGUUACCGGUGAAUGGGGUCAUCGGGAUCGCACAAGACUCCUCAUGAGAGACAGAGGCGUGAAGAAAGAGGCUGGUCGUAGUUGGAUUGAAGUGAAAAAUUCAGUCCAUGCAUUCUUUGUCGGUGAUAGACUCCAUCCUCUUGCAGACGAGAUAUACAACUACUUGGAUGAACUAACCAAGAAAGUGGCUGCAAUUGGUUAUGUACCAGAUCAAAGUAGCCUAUGGAACGAGGCGGAGCUUAGGCAGAAGGACCCGACUGCACAAAUUCACAGCGAAAAGUUGGCUGUUGCUUUUGGACUUCUAAGCCUUCCUGAUAUCAUCCCCUUGCAUGUCAUGAAGAAUCUUCGCGUCUGUAAUGAUUGCCAUAACUGGAUUAAGUUUAUCUCAAAGGUGGUCGAUCGGCCUAUCGUUGUACGGGAUGCCUACCGCUUCCAUCAUUUCCAAGAUGGAAGCUGUUCUUGUAAAGAUUAUUGGUAAACAAACUGGCAUACAGAAGCAUGAAGAGAUCUGCAAGCUGUCUUCACACAAUGAGAGGGAGCCUAAACCGGAUAUACCGGACGAAAGGAACAUUCUCGAAACUGGAAGGCCGGAGGCGCCACACGAACUACACUGGCUCUGCAAGCAGUAAUGCCUAGCAUGUUUCCUAAGUUUAUCAGCUCUUUUCUACAGGUUUUUUUAAAUUUUCUUCUACGCUCAGUAAAUAUUUUCAUGACAUAAAAAUUGGGGGUAAUUAGCUGUGUUAGGUGAGUGUCAAAUCAUGUAAUUUAUUGGUUUAUCAUAUAAAUUAACAUUGAAAUUAUAGUUA
Molecule: messenger RNA, 3503 nt
Organism: Salvia hispanica
Lineage: Eukaryota; Viridiplantae; Streptophyta; Magnoliopsida; Lamiales; Lamiaceae
Product: Pentatricopeptide repeat (PPR) superfamily protein
Biological process (GO): RNA modification
Molecular function (GO): RNA binding; zinc ion binding; protein binding
Source: RefSeq, a predicted model, not a curated record